This is a messenger RNA of Aspergillus welwitschiae, 942 nucleotides long. RefSeq names its product cut8/STS1 family protein. Lineage: Eukaryota; Fungi; Ascomycota; Eurotiomycetes; Eurotiales; Aspergillaceae. Gene Ontology annotation, cellular component: nucleus. The transcript has 2 exons. The record is from RefSeq and is a predicted model, not a curated record. Gene Ontology annotation, biological process: nuclear protein quality control by the ubiquitin-proteasome system; proteasome localization. The coding region runs from base 1 to 942 and encodes 313 amino acids.
AUGAACAGCUUGGUGGCUACACCACCUGUGCCUCCUCAUCACUUUUACGAAUACUCCCGUCCUUCUCCCUCCCGUCCAAUGUCUACCCCCAUUCACACUCCCAACAACCGCAAACGGAAAGCCGACGAUGAGAAUGAUCACGAUGGUCGAAUGUCAGCAUCACCUACCAACUCUCCCGCCUUGACCCCGAGAACCCUUCCAGUCAACCGAAACAUCAAGCGUGCUCGUCCGAAUGUUAGCGGACGGCCUCUCGCUCUCCCCCGACUGCUGGAGACCUUGGACACAGACGCUCUUCGGGGCAUCCUUCGGACCGUGUGUGAGCGUCAUCCAGGUUUGGUUGAUGAAGUGGUGCACACAGCACCUCGACCCAGCGUGGCAUCUGCCCUUCAAGUCCUUCGACAUUACGAAUCUGCCCUUCAGUCGUCGUUCCCGCUCGGUGGCAACUCCGAAUCAGAUUAUGCAUACAAUCGUGUCCGACAACCGCUGGGGAAUCUUCUAGAUGCUCUGAGCGACUUCACUCCACAUUUCCUACCACCUCACGAGACGCAGUCGUCUGUUUCCUUGAGUUACCUGGAUGGUGCGACCGACAUAAUUCACGCACUGCCCCGUUGGAGUACACCACAGAACAACCUCGAGCGGGAUUCUGCAUACGAUGAGAUCUGCAAGGCUUGGAUUUUGGUGAUUCGGGAAGCAGCCAAGCGUGGUGGUGGAAUUCAGUUACAAUACGGUGGUUGGGAUCAGAAGUUGGCGAAGCACAAUCACAACUCGGGCGGUAAACUGCAGGCAGCCGUCAACGAGCUUGGUUCCAGUUUGGGAUGGAUGCACAGACCGGAUGCCCAAGGUUAUGGAAGCCCAGGCGGCAAUGACCUUGGGUCCAUCCGGGAGCAACUCCUGUCGGGCACAUACGGGCUCGGUACCCCCGUCAAGGUUGGGCCAUGGUGA